This is a messenger RNA of Chanos chanos (milkfish), 1586 nucleotides long. Its product is annotated as protein ILRUN. Gene Ontology annotation, cellular component: phagophore assembly site. Lineage: Eukaryota; Metazoa; Chordata; Actinopteri; Gonorynchiformes; Chanidae. The record is from RefSeq and is a predicted model, not a curated record. Gene Ontology annotation, molecular function: ubiquitin binding. The transcript has 5 exons. The coding region runs from base 62 to 931 and encodes 289 amino acids. Gene Ontology annotation, biological process: macroautophagy.
UAUUAAGGCCUCGGGCUAAAUUAGUAAGAGGAACCCCGUUUGCCUCCACCGGACUACCGUGAUGGAGGGCAUGGACAUAGACUUAGACCCGGAGCUCAUGCAGAAAUUUAGCUGCAUGGGUACCACAGACAAAGAUAUUCUCAUCACCGAAUUUCAGAGACUGCUUGGGUUCCAACUAAACCCGGCAGGCUGCGCAUUCUUCUUGGACAUGACCAACUGGAAUCUACAGGCAGCCAUCGGUGCAUACUAUGACUUUGAGAGCCCUAAUAUCUCAGCGCCGUCCAUGUCCUUUGUGGAGGAUGUGACAAUUGGGGAGGGGGAGUCAGUCCCCCCUGAUACACCCUUCACCAAGACCUGGAGGAUACAAAAUUCAGGUACAGAGUCUUGGCCUCCAGGUGUGUGUCUGAAAUAUGUGGGUGGCGAUCAGUUUGGUCAUGUGAACUUUGUGAUGGUUCGUUCCCUGGAGCCACAGGAGAUGUAUGACAUUAGUGUGCAGAUGAGAAGCCCAGCCACUCCAGGCAUGUACCAAGGCCAGUGGAGAAUGUGCACGGCCACUGGACUCUUCUACGGAGAUGUGAUUUGGGUUAUUCUGAGUGUGGAGGUGGGCGGGCUCCUGGGCGUGACCCAACAGCUCUCCUCCUUCCAGGCAGAGUUCAACACGCAACCGCACCGGCCCCUGGAGGGUGACUUCAACCCAUUUGCCUCACCACAGCGAAAUAAGCAGGAGAGUAACCAUGGCAACCAUCACCCAGACAACAGACUUAAGGCACCCAUGGAAACCUGGGAAAAAAGCCAGAACUCAAUUCAGACAGAGCAGAAUGGACUGUCACACAGCUCUGUGUCACUAUCACCAAACACACUUCAAAACAAUCUAUCAGUAGUGACUUACAAUCAGGCUAGUUAUGGACCUUACCCAUCUGAGCAGUCUUAAAACACAGAGGACGUGCUGCUCAGAUAGCAGCCUCAAACAGUGGCCUUGGGUUCACUCUGUCCAGAGGAGAGACGCAUUAUUGGUUGAGGGGCUUAGUAUUCCAGAAUACCCACAGACUGUUUUUGUGUACUGGCUCCUUUCCCCUCACACCUCAAACACAAAACGAAGACAUGAAGAUGUGUUUGUAUUUCAGUUCAUUGGCACCUGACUCCCUGUGUAUGCAUGUGUGAAUGCUAAUUUAAAAAAAAAGAGUGCUAUAAAUUGUUUUAAAAAGAAGUGAGAUUAAAAAUCUGUAUUUUUUUUCUGUAUUUGUUUUUGCUUUUGUUUUUAGCCAUGGUGACAAAGUUAGUGGGUUGAGUUGCUUCAGGUUGGAGUGAAGUUUUCUGCAUCCGACAGCAAUUAUAUAGUUAAACAUCACUGCUUCUGAAAUUGCAUGCACAAGUUUGUUUUGGUCUUUGAAUGAAACAUUCAACUUGUUUGCUUAUACAAAGAAUGAAUGACAGGUGGAUUCUCUAAUGAAAACUUCAGUAUUUCAUGGGUUCUAGUUGGAGCAAUAGCAGAUAUUACAAUUGCUGUAGAAUGCAGGCAACCUCAGUCUCACCUCUGGCGUGUGUGUGUGUAUAAGUAAGUGCUUGUGUGUGUGUGUGUGUGUGUG